Molecule: messenger RNA, 564 nt
Organism: Panicum virgatum (switchgrass)
Lineage: Eukaryota; Viridiplantae; Streptophyta; Magnoliopsida; Poales; Poaceae
Product: MAP7 domain-containing protein 2-like
Exons: 4
Coding region: 1-564 (187 amino acids)
Source: RefSeq, a predicted model, not a curated record
AUGCAGGAUCCGCCCCGCGACGAAGGGGCGGUGAAUGCUCAAGUCGGGGCCCUCGAUGUCCCGGCCAUCAAGGCGGUCAGGACUGUCGAGGUCCCGGCCAUCGAGGCGGAGAAGGCCCAAGCCGAGCCCUUGGAAGGGAUCAGGCCCUCGCUAGCGAGGGGGAAGCCCAAGGAGAAUGAGUCACUUGGCAGCCACAUGGUCGAGUGCGCCAAGCUGACCCAUGAAUGGGUCGAGGCUCUUGUAGAUAUGUCCGAGCAGGCCGCCCAGGAGCUGGCCAGGGGAAGCGCCGCCCUUGGCCGGGUGGCGGAGCUCGAGGCCAAGGUGGCCGAGCUGGAGGUGAGGAGCCGCCGUCUGGAGGCCGACAAGGUCAAGGCCGAGGAUGCUCUGCGCAAGGAGAAGCGCGAGCUGGAGGCCUGCACCAAGGCCAACGAGGAGCUACAGAAGCUCCGGGAGGCGGCCGAAGCGCGGGAGGCUAGCACUGAGGAGAAGCUUCGCCUGGAGCGGGAGGCUCGGAAAAAGCGGGGGAGGAAGUGGCGCAGGGCCGGGCGACGCUGGAUCGCCUAA